AUAUACAAGAAAUCUUGCCAGAAUAGAAUGAGUGAUUUUCAUGGUCAGCGCAAUAUUCUGUUUUGCGAGUAAAUUGAAAUAUGUAAUGGAAAACACACAACACAGUCAUUGGCUUAGCACGAGUGUGAACAAAUUAUCUCAAGCAUCAGCUGGAAAAAAAGCUCUCGCAGUUAAUGUUCACUAUCAGGCACUGGAAUUCUGCAAAAGUGUGACAUUGAAUUGAUCUACACACAUUCGUUAGAGACCCAAUGAAUCACCAGUCAGUAUUCAAUCGCGCUUGAGUGAACUUGUACACCGUGUGACUUUCUGAAGCUUUUCGCGAUGGCUGAGACCGAUCAAACCGUUGUGCCCGACGCUGCCGCGGCCCAAGUUAAUGGCGAUGCCAAAGAGAUGAAGGUGGAUUUCUUUAAGGUGGCCACUGAUCCACCAGAGUGGCUGAACAGGGAGUAUUUGGAGAAAGCCUUCCGGGAGUAUGAGAAUGACAAGACUCUCCACAUCUUCGAGUGCGAGAUUGUCCCUGCCACCAAGCCAGGUGAUAAUUUUGCAAGUAUCGUAUUCAGGGCCCACCUGAAGUACACCACCAAGAAGAAGACUGUUUCCGUGUCGGUAAUUAUCAAGGUGCGACCCUUCAUGGAUGGCAUCUGGAAGGAUCUCCUUAUCGACAUGCCACUGUUCAAAGUCGAAGCUGACAUGUACAUGAAAAUCUUACCCGAAAUGCAAAGACUCCUGGCUCAGAUGGGCGAUCCUGAAAUCAUAGCGCCCAACAUGAUUUACUACAGCAACAAUCCUGAGAUUAUCAUCAUUGAGGACAUCGCGCCGAAAGGCUUUGUCAUGCGUCACAAGCCAAUGAACUUUGAGAACACGAAGAAAGUCAUCGAGAAGCUGGCCAAAUUCCAUGCCCUGUCUUACUACAUGUAUCACGACGAGAAAAAAGAAGUGGAUGAGUUCAAAUAUGGACUCCUUGGCACUCACAGCAUGGCGUCGAUGCAGUUCUUUGUGGAGGGCUUCAUGAGAGCGACAAGGUGCAUUAAGGAGUGGCCAGGAUAUGAGGAAAUCGCAGAGAAGAUGGAGCAACUUGCGCCGAAACUCUUGCAAACAGCACGAAAGGCUUACCGUCCAAAUAAGCCCAAUGAAGGCUUCAAUGUUCUGAACCAUGGAGACUUUCACAUUAAGAACCUACUCUUCCUCAAUGAUGAAGAUGAUGCGAUACAGGAAGUUUCAUUUAUUGAUUUCCAAAUUUCCAUUUGGUCUUCUCCGGCUGUUGAUCUUAACUACGUUAUGUACUGCAAUGCCUCAAGUGAAACCAGGGAUAAUCAUCGAGAGGAACUCAUCAGAAUCUAUCACGUGAAGUUCUGCUCUAUUCUCGAGGCGCUAGGCUGUCUCAAGAGACCACCUAGUCUGCUGGAGUUGAACAUUGAGAUGCUAAAGAAUGGCGUAGUUGAGCUUCUCCUCGCCAUUCAAUUCAUGGCUAUGUUUUACGUGAAUUUCGAGGAAUUGAAGGGAGUCGACAUGUCCGACAUGGAUGCAUUGUCUCGAAUGCUGUACAACAACGAGAGCGGCAUGAGACCAGUCCUUGAGAAACUGCUGAUUAAAUUCCUGCACAAAGGAUAUCUCGAAGUCUAACCCCGAACAGUAUAUAAAAAAUGUAGUGCAAAAACUCCCUGUUCAAUAAAACACAUUCUGUAGCCGAAGAAAAA
Messenger RNA from Phlebotomus argentipes, 1697 nucleotides. RefSeq lists its product as uncharacterized. The record is from RefSeq and is a predicted model, not a curated record. The coding region runs from base 322 to 1623 and encodes 433 amino acids. Lineage: Eukaryota; Metazoa; Arthropoda; Insecta; Diptera; Psychodidae. The transcript has 4 exons.